AUGGUUUCAGCCUCCACGCAAAAUGAGCUACCAUUGAAUGAGAAUGACUCACAAGACAUGGUCAUUUACCAAGUCCUAAAUGAAGCCAUGGUUAUCAACCCCUCAUUCUUGCCACAAAGACACCAAAUGAACCACCAACCAAAUGGCCUCGAACCCUCUAAGAACAUUGGAAAGAAGCACUACAGAGGCGUGAGGCGGCGCCCUUGGGGCAAAUAUGCUGCUGAAAUCCGUGACUCUGCGAGACACGGUGCUCGUGUAUGGUUAGGAACAUUUAGCACAGCCGAAGAAGCUGCCUUGGCAUACGAUCGAGCAGCUUUUAGAAUGAGAGGUACUAAGGCCCUGCUUAAUUUCCCACCUGAUGUAGUGGCUGCAUCAUCUUCGCCAUCGUCUUCAAUUCAUAGAGUUAGGCCAAGUUUUAGUGUACCCUGCAGCUCAAAUAGUAAUAGCACAACUUCAGACUCAAGUGGCAGCUCUAGUUUGCUUUCAAUUGGGACACCAAGAUCAGAAUCUCAGAGCAACACAAGUAAUGUGGAGGCACAAAAUACGCAGGGUCCUAUCAUCUAG
Prunus armeniaca (apricot) is the source of this 564-nucleotide messenger RNA. The record is from the annotation of a GenBank genome assembly. Lineage: Eukaryota; Viridiplantae; Streptophyta; Magnoliopsida; Rosales; Rosaceae.